AUGUCUGCUGAAGGUGUCACCGUUGGCGACACCUCAAACCGUUCUGCUCCGCCUGCAAGCUCCCCUUCGAACACGUCCCAGCCACCUGCCCCUAGCCCCACCCUUGAUCACAAUGGAAAGGACACAAAGUCAAAGGAGGACAACAUGAAUGUCCAGGUGGAGACUGCAAAGGCGCAAUGCUUACAAGAUGUCCCAGAGGAGGUGGAUGACUUUGGCCUUCCGAUUCGACCUCGCUCAAGGCCCCAACGAUACCCUGACGAUUCCUCCGGCGACGGCAGUAAUCGCCCUGAAACUCACAAAAUUCCCAGUCCAAUCCCCGAAUACCAAGCAGAACAUGUGGAGGCGAACCAGAAGCACAAUGUAGAGGGUGUAGAGGGGGUAGAUCACCGAAAAACUGAGUCCCAAGAGUCCGCUGCAGUAUCUCUAGAAACUCCCAAAAGCCAACAAGAGGAUCACGACGCCCCUUCUUCCUCCCGGAUAUCAGCCUCCAAUCCAAGAAAAGCCGAAAUUUCGGAAUGGUCCCAUAUGCGAGUGGCCCAGCCUCACCAUUCACAUGACGAAAGUGAAGAAGAGGAAGGGGAAGAAGAUGAUGAUUGGAAGGCAAUGCCAGCUCUUGGAGAAUUCGACUACUAUGACGACUACGGAAGACUGAUCGCCCGUGGAACGCAAGAGGAGGAAGACAAUGAAGCUGUUUAUAGAGGAUUGGGCGGUGCUGGAAGGGGAUACACCCGAGUCCAACUCGAUGAGGAUGCGCAGUCUGCUACUAGUAUGGACGAAGAUACAAGUUAUCUUUUUCGCGAGGCGGGAGAUAACUCGGCCGGUUUGGUCGGCGAGGAACUUCGUGACUCGGUCAGCCAGCUACAGGCCACAAAGGAUCUUUUGAACGAGACCCAAAAGAUUGCUUACGUGGGCGUCGUUCGAUUAGUGAUUCAUAUUAUAACGCUAGAGCUUGUCGAGCUGCCCAAGACGAAGUCCACCCGCAAGGUUGUCCAGAAGGCCUUGGAUGCGAUGCGAAAAUGGGGACAGGCCAUGAUGGGCCGAUUGUACAUGCAUAUGGAUAUCGACGUCGCCGAGCAAGUUAUGAUUGAGCAACUUGCGGAACAUGGCGUGCAGCCAGAGGAUCUAGUUCGACCUCUCAUGCAGAAUGCACGGGUCAAAAACCCCAUGGCAGAGACCGAAUUGAAGAAAUCGUAUUCAUCCAUGUCAUCUCCAACUUUCCAAAAUGGAUCUAGGAUGUCUUCGGAUACUGGCGGUUCUGAACUUGAUUCACCUCCCCCAUAUGAGGCUCAUGAUAGUGAGGAGCCCACAGAAGUUCAGAUGCCGUCUCAAAUGCCUACAUCUGCCCGCAUCGACAUUGAUCUUCGGUGGACUGUUCUUUGUGACCUUUUCCUGGUGCUUAUAGCAGACUCAAUUUACGAUGCUCGGUCACGGACUCUUUUAGAAAGAGUAGCAGCAGCUAUGGAUAUAUCUUGGCUUCAAAUAUCACGCUUCGAAAAACGCGUGAUAGAUUCCCUUGAAAUGCAUGAACAGGCCGAACAGAAGGAGAACUGGGAUGAAUCAGAGCAUAUGGAAAAGCGUAAGCAGAUGAAUAAGAAACGCAAGUUCAUGAUUAUGGGUCUGGCUACAGUUGGUGGAGGCUUGGUUAUCGGAUUAUCUGCCGGUUUGCUGGCUCCUGUUAUUGGAGCAGGUCUCGCCGCUGGACUCACGACAGUGGGUAUCUCUGGAACCAGCGCCUUCCUGGGAGGAGCCGGCGGCACUGCUCUAAUCGCUUCUGGUGCUACUCUGAGUGGAAGCGCCAUCGGGCUGAGGGCUGCUAACCGCCGUACGGGAGCCGUUCAAACAUUCGAAUACCGGCCAUUGCAUAACAAUAAAAAGCUGAACCUCAUUGUGACCGUAUCCGGAUGGAUGACUGGCAAGGUUGACGAUGUUCGGCUUCCAUAUAGCACAGUGGAUCCGAUUAUGGGCGACAUUUACUCUGUUUUGUGGGAGCCCGAGAUGCUUCGCAGCAUGGGUGACACCAUAAAUAUUCUAGCAACCGAGGCAUUGACUCAAGGCCUACAACAAGUGCUGGGAAGUACCGUAUUGAUGGCUUUGAUGGCCUCGUUACAGCUUCCCCUGGUCCUCACAAAACUCGCCUAUCUGAUUGACAACCCUUGGACCGUCUCCAUGGCUCGAGCCCACUCGGCAGGCUUAGUCAUGGCCGAUUCCUUGCGGCAGCGAAAUCUAGGCAAUCGGCCUAUUACGUUACUCGGCUUUUCCCUGGGAGCUCGAGUCAUCUUCUCCUGUCUCACAGAGCUGGCGAACAAAGGUGCCCACGGACUCAUCCAGAAUGUGUACCUGUUUGGUUCACCAAUUGUGGCCAACAAAGAUGAAUAUCUUAAAGCCCGAAGUGUGGUAUCUGGAAGAUUUGUGAAUGGAUAUUCGAAGAAUGAUUGGAUUCUGGGCUACCUUUUCCGGGCCACCAGUGGCGGUAUCAUGCGUGUAUCUGGUCUGGCGCCCAUUGAGAGCAUCCCUGGCGUGGAGAACUUUGACUUGACUCAACUUGUCAAUGGCCAUAUGGACUACCGUUCUGCCAUGCCUCGUAUCCUGAGAGAAGUGGGCUGGGAAGUGCUGGAUGACGAGUUUGCUGAAAUUGAGGAUCCAGAUCCAGACAACCAUGCUGAACGACAGAGAGAGUUGAUUCGUGAGAUUGACGAGGCCCGUCGAGAGGCUGAGCUCAAGCCUGAGAAGAAGCGAUUCGGUCUUUUCAAGCGCGGCAAGAUGGCAGAGAAGAAAUCGUGGGAGACAUACAACGUCGACCGAAAUGCUGCACCACGGGACUUGAACGACCCAACAAAUGUACCGGGGUCAGUUCUUUUCGAUAUUGAAGCCAUCCGCGCCGAAUUGGCGUCAGAAGCGAUCGAAGUCAAGCAGCUGGAGUCUACUCUGCCACCAAUGAGACUCAAUUUAAAUCCUCCACCAGAGUCCUCGCCUGUGACUCCAAAUGAGAAGACAUCGAAGACCCUCGAGACCCCUGAGCCACCACGGACACAAUCAGCACCCCCGCUUAAUAAAUCCCCUUCAAUACCCAAGUCUUAUGAACCUUCUCACUUAUCCAAGGAGGAAGAAAUCGAAAUGACCUUCGACACUUCCUACCGCGAAUCUUCGCAGAUCCAGCCCCGAUCUGCCUCCACUAUGCCUGCUAUCGGCGCUACUGCCGUUGGAGCAAUGGCUCUUGAGCCCAAUGCUUGGGCCGAUGAUUAUCUUGAGCAAGGAGAAGAUGAAUUUCAAAUGACCUUUGAAUGA
Messenger RNA from Penicillium taxi, 3285 nucleotides. RefSeq names its product TMCO4 family protein. The coding region runs from base 1 to 3285 and encodes 1094 amino acids. The transcript is spliced from 2 exons. Lineage: Eukaryota; Fungi; Ascomycota; Eurotiomycetes; Eurotiales; Aspergillaceae. The record is from RefSeq and is a predicted model, not a curated record.